This is a messenger RNA of Puntigrus tetrazona (Sumatra barb), 9379 nucleotides long. RefSeq names its product tet methylcytosine dioxygenase 1 (gene tet1). Gene Ontology annotation, molecular function: DNA binding; DNA 5-methylcytosine dioxygenase activity; zinc ion binding. Lineage: Eukaryota; Metazoa; Chordata; Actinopteri; Cypriniformes; Cyprinidae. The transcript has 11 exons. Gene Ontology annotation, biological process: positive regulation of transcription by RNA polymerase II; oxidative demethylation. The coding region runs from base 726 to 6152 and encodes 1808 amino acids. Gene Ontology annotation, cellular component: nucleus. The record is from RefSeq and is a predicted model, not a curated record.
UUUGUUGAUGGGUGUAUUGGAGAUAGACUCGUCGUAUUGUUUGCCCGAUAAAGAGACGCUCAGGCGAGCUCAUUCACAGACAAAGGUUCAGUUGGAUUGGUGAAUGCAGAAAUGACGGUAAUCAUAGUGAAACCGACGUCGUCUCGAGUCGUGGAGCACGCGUUUGGGGUGUGCUAGCCGUUAGCUUGAACAGCGAGUUAGCUGCCUAAAAACCGAUACGAGGGGUAUAAUGAUUUCUGCAGAGAUUGGCUCUCCGGAGAACAGCGAUCCAGUCCGGGGUUUCCCGCCGCCUCACGCCGACGUCCAUUAAAUAUCCUGAAGUUGACUGGAGAGUGUAGGUCGAGUCUGGCUGAGGGCUGCCGUGAAUGGAUUGACAUAAGACGGAUUUGCCUUUUAUCAGGUGCUUUAGUCUCUCUGGCAGCAUGUCAGUGUUACAGUUCGUCGCGAAGACGCUAUUGACGCGAGCCUAGGGGAGAUCCAUCGAAAGGCAAUGCCGAAGGAUCUGUCGUGUCGUACAGGCGGGGAAUAUUAUUAGCCCUCAGACAGUGCAUCUGUCUCUCCGGUAGCCAUACAUGUCAUCAGUGGGAAUAUGUCCAUGAUCUUACUCCAAACAGGGAUCAUUAAAUGAAAGAUCUGAAUAGUACUGUUGCCCAGAGUCAUCUUUAUACCAUUUCCCAUGCCGACUAUCCUGAAUUCCUCCUCCCUCACCCUCACUUGCUUCAGCUAUGCCUCAUACUCCCAAAGCACCCAAGAAGUCAACUUGUGCAUCCAAAAAGCAAAAUGUUAGGAGGGUGAAAGCUUCCAUGACAAGGAGGCAAACGGUCAACUAUCUUAAAGCCAAUGGCAAAGUCAAGAAAGCCAUAGACAAGAUACAGACAGCCCAGAGGACUGCUGUCAGCAAGAACAGCAAGAGGACAGUCAAGAAUGUCCUCGUUAAAGGAUCCAGGCAAACGCGUGGUUCUUUGAACCAAAAUGGCUUGUUGUCAAGACGUAAUGGGAAAGGGAAGUCACCUCGCAAUAGUGUCUCGUGCCCGAGGGAAGUUGAGUCCUACAGGAGAGUGGUUACAAAGAAAAAGGGAGGUCUGGGGGUCAGGGAACAGGACACUGAUACUGAAAGGUCAGAUGUUCAUGAUCCUGAUGGUGAUGGACAACAAAAGGGUGCUGUUAUUCCCACUGGAGAGGGACAGAGCGUUAACAUAAGCUUAGAGCAAACUGCGGAGGAUCACAGAGAGGCUGUUGUUCACAACACUGACAAGACAGAGGAUGAGCCGAUGAAAGCAGGCACAGAAACUGUAGAAAACGAAAGCUGCUCUGCUCCUAGUGAGCAGCCGAACUCUGCGUUUGUUGAGCAGCGUGACCCUCAUGACCCUGUCAAUAAUGUGGACUUUGCCUACAACAAUAAUACCUCAGGCCCAACAACUCCCUCCCCUUUACAAUCAGAUAAGUAUGUUUCAGGUCAAAUCGAGGAGGUUCAACACGACAAUUCUUGUCAAACCACUCCAGAAAAGUCUACGGAGGCAUCUGAGACUCAGUCCUCCAAUGAAUCACCAGCACUUGAAAACACUGCAGAUGCUCCCCAGAAGGAAAAAAAUGAGCUUGAAAGCACAGCAGACAUCGACACCAAAUAUGAAAUUGACGAUGCUGAAAUGUCGAUGAAGAAAGAGGGAGCGCUUUCCCUCCUCUCGCUGAGCAUGACUAUUUACAACGGCGCUCUUUGUGAAAUGGGCCGUGGGCCUGAGGCGACGGCGUCACUCUCCAGUAGCACAGAAAGCACCCAGUCCUCGUUUGACAGCGACUCCGAGUCGAUUCUGGAGCACAGGGAGUCAGGAAACCCUCCUCUCCAAGUCGAGGAUAUUCAACUGCGUUUGCUUCAAGUUCAAGAGAGGAGAAACAAGAAAAAGAGAAUUCAUUGCGGUGUUUGCACACCCUGCCUGCGCAAAAUCAACUGCGGGGAAUGCAGGAGUUGCCAGAACCGAAAAACUGGCCAUCAGAUCUGUAAGCUCAGGAAAUGUGUUGAGCUGAGGAACAAGCCCCACAUGAUCUGUACGAAAGAGGUUGAGUCAGAGGCAAACUCAGUAAAUGGCACAAGCUCAGAGCAGAUGGAGGAGACCUGUGCGACACCAGAGGAAGAAGCGCAUUACAUAUCCUUAACACACAAUGUUCCACCUGAUGUUCCCACGCCUCUCCAGCAUGGCUUGUUACCAGCCCCUCCUGGAAAGGAGCCCGGGACAACUGAUGUACUUCUCCCUCACAACAGUGCUCUAACAUCUCAUAAUGGUGCUGAACACAUGAAACCAAACACUGAGAGACAUGUGGAUCCCACCGAGCCACAUGCCUCAAUCCAUAGAUCCAUGAGUCAUGAGUCCGAGUCCAUUCAAGAACAGACGGUUCCUCUGAAGAAGAUCAAACUGGAGGAGCAAUGGGUUGAGAUUGAUGACCCGCACUUAAAGCACUUAGAGACCAACAGGUGCUAUGAAGAUGCUUUGUCUACCCUAGCAGCCGUGGUCUGCUUUUCCAGUACAGAUAGGGAACGUCUAGAGGAGAGGCUUUAUGGGCCUCAUGCCUGUUUAAAAACUGAGCCGAAAGAAGAACCAUAUCAGUGUCAGUUAAAUCAAGGAGAAAGUCCAGAGGAACCUCAUCAGAAUGAUAACAUUGCACUAUCUUUACCCAGUGUCCAGUCUCUGGUCCAGCAUAGGAAUAUUAGUGUUGAUCAGGCUAUAGCUAUUGAGGCCUUGACCCAACUGGCAGCUACCCCACAAACAGUGCCCUUUGUAAACGAUAACCAGAGUCAGGAUGCUCAGCGACAAAUGUCUAGCGACCACUCUCUUCGAGAGGCUAAACCAGUUUCAGAUGUCUUCUCUAAUAAGGUCUCUGUAAUCAGUUCAUCAUUGCAACAGACGUCUGUCAUCCGCAACCCUCUGAACAGGCCAGCCAACUUCACCCAAAGUCAAAAUCAGCAUUGUGCGUCUACCUCCAGAAAACUGUCCUUGAAGGAUCUUCUGGCGGCCAGCUCGGAAUGUGAAAAGCUAUCUUAUACCGCAGAGAACCGCAGAAACGGCCAAGCACUUUGUAAAUCUGACAGGUUAGAAGGCACUUUCAAGAAGUACAAGCAUGGAGAAGCGACUCAGAUCUCGAGAAAGAGGGACGAGGAGGAAGUUGCAGCUCAAUUGGUGCAGCUUGCGUUCAUGAUCGAAUCCCGGCAGAUGCAAGUCUCGGAAAACAGUCCCCCAAAAGGUAUGCCACCCCAAACCAUGAAAUACAAUCAUAAUUAUUUGGGGCAGCACUUAAAGAAGCCAAGGAAACCUAAAAUGACACCUUCGAAACCCAGGAUGUCUAAGAAGAACGCUGCUGAGAUCGAGGGCAACCAUUGCAGGAUUCCGUUGGCCAAGAGGACGCCCAACAGGAAAACCCCACUCAAGGCCACCAUUCAGAAAGCCAUUUUGCAACAAAAGAUGAGACUCCAGCACAAAAGGAGUCCAUUUCUUCCCCAAGCGCAGAUAGACCUGAAAAAGUACAUAGCGGAGGCUCAUCACGAGAACAGGCAGCUCUUGUACUACAGCAACUCUCUGAAGAAAGAGAACUUUGAAACGAUCUUAGGCUCUGGUAAGCAGAAUGGCUUUCACUUUAAAUAUGAGCAUGGAGCUCAAAGUCAUUCUUUACCACCACCAAACGGACUCUUUCACAAUCAUACGAACGACCAUCUAGGUGCUAGCCAGUGGCUGAGGCAAGAAUGUGAACAACAAAUGAUUUCUCAGGUAUCCAAAACCUACGAUGUGCUAAAUCAUGGUGCUAAGCAACAACCUCAGCAAACCAUGGCCAGUGAACCCUGUAAAGACUUGCCCCAAAGCCCAGGGAUGUACCUUAAAGCCAACGGCUUUAAUGAUCAUCAACACUUGCACACAAAUCAAAAUGGUUUUUACAAAGUGGAGCAGUCUGGAGGUGUUACUGUGUUGUCCACAUCCAGUGUACAAUUGGAGAAUGGGGACAUGGUGAACACUGGAGAACAGACUCCUACCAAGCACACGAUCAACAGCUUCUUGGAGUCACCAAUGAGGUUCUUGGACACACCGACCAAGAAUCUCCUCAACACCCCCUCUAAACAAACCACAGAGCUGCCCUCCUGUAACUGUGUGGAGCACGUAAUUGAGAAAGAGGAGGGUCCUUACUACACUCACCUUGGAGCUGGCCCGAAUGUAGCUGCUGUGAGAGAGAUGAUGGAGAACAGAUAUGGCCAGACAGGCAACGCAGUCCGUGUGGAGGUUGUUGUGUAUACAGGCAAAGAGGGGCGGAGCUCACAAGGUUGCCCAAUCGCCAAGUGGAUCAUACGUCGAGGAAGUGAGGAAGAGAAGUUGCUGUGUCUUGUGCGGCAGCGUGCUGGUCACUGCUGUCAGAACGCAGUGGUAGUCAUUCUCAUCCUGGCCUGGGAGGGGAUCCCACGCAGUGUGGCUGACAGGCUGUACCAGGAGCUCACACAGACUCUCUGCAAAUAUGGCUCGCCCACUAGCCGACGCUGCGCCCUCAAUGAGGAUCGCACAUGUGCGUGUCAGGGUCUGGAUCCAGACACAUGCGGCGCCUCUUUCUCGUUUGGUUGCUCCUGGAGUAUGUACUUCAAUGGCUGCAAGUUUGCACGAAGUAAAACGCCCCGGAAGUUCAGACUGCAGGGAGACUACCCUGAGGAGGAGGAGAAGUUGGAGAAAAACUUGCAGAAUCUGGCAUCAGAUUUGGCCCCCGUGUACAAGAAACUUGCUCCUGAGGCCUUUCACAACCAGGUGGAGCAGGAGCAUCAGGGGCAGGACUGUCGGCUGGGCAGGACCGAAGGUCGACCGUUCUCUGGUGUGACUGCGUGUGUGGACUUCUGCGCUCAUGCCCACAGAGACACACAUAACAUGACCAAUGGAAGCACUGUGGUAUGCACUUUAACCAAGGAGGAUAACCGCGCAGUGCGGAACAUUCCAGAGGACGAGCAGCUGCACGUCCUGCCGCUCUACAAGAUCUCUGACACCGAUGAGUUUGGCCAUGUUCAGGGCCAGUGGGCCAAAAUAAAGUCUGGGGCCCUGCAGGUCCUCUCUGCUUUCCCAAGAGAAGUGAGGAUGUUGGCCGAGCCCGUCAAAUCAGCACGCAAGAGAAGGAUGGAGGCUAAAAGAGCCCAUGCUGAGAAACUUAGCGGCCUGGACAGUAAGCAGGGCACUCCUGUAAAAGGGAAGAACGUGCAUCUUAAAGGUUUCAAACAAACUUCUGCUGAACAUUCACCAUGUUUGGAAAAGGAUACUUGUAAUUUAAGUUCCAGCAUGCGAUUAUCUGGCGUUGCAACCAUUGGAGACCAAUUCUCAGACUUGCGCUCUACUGUUCAGAGUAACACAUCCCGCACUCCUCCUGUGGCCUCCACACACCCUCAACCGCAUGAUCCCUCAAGAGGAACGGGCCACAGCAGUGGUUCUCCUUCUCCUAGACACGGACUCGAGACCGUCAGGCAGAUGUCUGAACCGUUCAGAAACUCGUAUCCGAACGACCCUCUGAGAACGAAUUCGAAUUGCUUAAAAUCCGAGCCUGAGGAGCUGCGGUGCUUUCAGGGUGGUGCAGCUCCCACCCUGCUCUCCCCGCCUCCCGCCGAGGGCCUCCACAGUCGCUUGAACCCGGAGGACCACCGCAACUCUCCAGUUACGGCGCAACCCCUGACCCCAGAGGUGGGUAAAGCAGAGGAAGUCUGGUCAGACAGCGAGCACAAUUUCUUGGACGGGAACAUCGGUGGGGUCGCGGUGGCUCCUUCCCACGGCUCCAUCCUGAUCGAAUGCGCUCGGCGGGAACUGCACGCCACCACUCCCAUCCUGCGGCCCAACCGCACACAUCCUACCCGCAUCUCCCUGGUCUUCUACCAGCACAAGAGCCUGAACGCCCCGGGUCACGGCCUGCAACAGUGGGAAGCCAAAAUGGCCGAGAAGGCCAGGGAGAAAGAGGAAGCAGAGCGCCUGGGACUCAACAGGUCGAAGGAGAUGGAUUCGGAAACGGAGAGCGAAAACGAGACUUAUCCAGAUGAGAGACACAAGCUUCAGGUUCCUACCCGUCAGUCGCUAACAGUUCCCCGUGACGGCGUCGUCAUGUCAGCGCCCUACUCCCUCACGCACGUCACUGGGCCUUACAACCGCUGGACGUAAAAUUCUCCGUGCUUGUCUAGCUAAUGCCUUACCUCAGCUAGUUCUCAUCCUUUCAUGCCCAUUUUUUUUUACGUGUGCCCUUCUUCAGUUGUGCUCUUCAUCUCAGCUUUUCUGAAGAAAUAGACAACCGUUUGUGGGUUUUUAACUGUGAGUUUUGGUGUGUAUGUCUGUGUUUUUUUAUUGUAAAGAGAUGGUGCUCAGAACAGAUGUUAUAAAACUGGUUUUAUACAUAUAGAUGAAAUUAGUGCAUAGAAGAUGUGAUUAUUUAUUCUGAUCAUUUUCAAGACUAUUUUGUAAUUUAAUUUCUGGUCCAAGCCUGUUUACUGCAAUAGGAGUAUGUCAUCCUUUAAAUGACGUGUGUAGUAAACACUCCGAAUUGACAUUGUCAAAUGUGAAUUCUAUAUUCUCGUCUCAGCCUUGGGUGCUGUCUUGUCCAACACUCGGUAGUUGCUAUUUUAUGGUGCCAUUGUAGCAGUAAGGUUAAAUGACCAAUAUGAACCACACAUGGGUCAUUGCAGGAACUUUACAUCAGUUUUCUGGGUAUUCGUAUUGGUAUGAAGGUACAUUGUUUCGGCAUUGUUGGGGGUAAUGCAUUUCAAUUAGUAAUCAGAUCACUUUUUUCAAGUAACUAGUAAUGUAAUUAAAAAUAUGUCAGUUACUUUCCCUGUUUUGAGAGAAACUGGAAUGGAGUUCCAGAGACUAUUCAUUUCACUUUCAAUGUGAAAUGGUCUUUGCAGUUGCCAAAAAUAUAACUUUUGAGCAUUUUAUUAAUAAAAAAACCCAACAAGUGAGCCUAGCAUAAUUGACAAAAAGUAACGCAAAAUCAUUGUGAUGCAUUACUCUUCAUAAAAAGUAACUAAUGUAAUUAGUUACUUUUUGGAGUAAUGCAAUGUUGUAAUGCAUUACUUUUAAAAGUAACUUUCCCCAACACUGUUAUUAGACAUAAACAUGGCAUCCUUUCAAAAAGCACUUUGUAUCUUCAGACCAAGCUGACUAUUGAAGUUUUCAAUAUGCACGUUUGGUUUAGUCAUCAUCAAGUAUCUAUAGUCACGUUUUUUGGUGUCAUGAUUAUGAAACUUUGCAUAUUUAAGCAAUAAUCAUGGAAGGUUUUAUGCUGCAUUUUGACAAUGUGUCCAAACUGGUUAAUUUCUGGCACUUAUGUAAAAUUUUAUAGUAUUUGGUCCCAAUUCUUGAUUUUUUUUUUUGUUUUAACUCCCAAAGAGGUUGGAAAACAUGACUUGAAAGAGUUUAAUCAUUGUAUACAAUUCAAGCGUGCUAAGUUAUGUCUAAACAAAUUUACUGUAUGUUUUUCACUGGUGCUUUUAAAGAAAUCCCAUGACACCUCCUGAGAUGUCGUUUCAUAUAUUUUUAUUGCUACAUAGUGCAUUUUUAUUUUAAAUCAAUCACUUAUUGGUGCGAGGGUGGGGUGGAUCAGUGUCUGUGCAUUUUUAUACGCAAGUAUGUUUGGUUUUGUUUCGGUGCAUUGAAUGAAAAAAAUCAAUUUCAUGACUUCGUAAUUGCAUAUGCAUCCAGAGGCCUAGUCAAGAUAUUGGCUUAAAACUAAAGGUUUACAUUACUCUUACAUAAGGUUUAAAGUGAACAUACGGCUAAAAAAUGUCUUGUUAAUUUCAUCUUUAUGGUGCUAAAGAGUGUACGUCAGUGUUCAAAACCAUUGUACACCCAAAAAGCUGUACUUCAGCACUUGAAACAACAUCCUGUCGCGCAGGUUGUGAGAAAUUUGACACAUUGUCUACGAACAUGUGUUUUACUAGUACUCUAGCUGCGACAAAAAUAAAAAAGCUCAACAGAAACCCAAUGUGUACCUGUGUUUUGGGGAACUUGAAGUCACAGAGCGGCAUGGGUACGUUCGCGCUACUGUCUCUUCAAUUAAAUCUAUUUUUGCUGAACAAUGAUAUUGUUGCUUUUGUGUAAAACCAUCAUGUGUAACAAAACGAUAUUGUAACCCUGAGCUGAGUUUGUUUAUGGCUCAAGGAAAGUGCUCAUCAUUGGUGCUCAUUCAUAUAUUAUCCCCUGGCAUUGAAAAAUCUCAAUGCACUACUUCUGGAUCUUUUGUUUUGGCCGGUGCUAAAUGUUUUACUCAGCUUGAAUAUCAUUAGAUCAUGCUAUAUUAUUAAGUGUUUUUUCCUCUUGACUUUAUGUGGCACAAAUAAUACUAUGACCUCACAGUCCCCUGAUGGUAAUUGACUGACACUGAAAUGCCAGUACUAUGAACAUCAGAUAGCCUAAGGGAAUUACCAAUGCAAUUCGAUUCAAUGCUCGCUGAUUUUAUGCAUUUUUCUAAGCUCUUGUUUUAUGUGAAUUAUGGGUUGGCUUUUGUGUCUCUGGUUCAAAUACUGCAUUUCUGUGUAAAUUACAGUAGAUUUAUAAUUGAUUUAUAAUACCAUAAACUCAUUUUGUCGGAUUUGGCUCAUGUGAUCUUGUUUGAGUUUGGAUGAUUAAAUAUGGCUCUCACUGUAACAGUCUGAUUUAAAAAAAAACGUUCCUAAAGUAAAUAUUUCCACAUUCCUUUUAAUAUGUUCACAUUAGGCAUCCCUUGCAUGUUUUUCCUCUUUUUUGUUGUAUUUUUCCUCUUUUCUCAGGUCUCUGCCCAUGUAACUUUGGACACAAGCUUCUACAGUUUUUGCAUUGUCUUCCAAUUAAAUUCUCCAAAAUUUGAAUUUAUUUUCGGAUAUGUUUUGUAAAAUGGAAAGGUUUCCCUUACAGCAUCUUCAUGUAUAUUAUCAGUUUGAUGAUUCUCUUCUGUAUAUGUUGAAUGAAAGCUGAAGUGUGUCAUUUUCGGCUCCACUAACAUCGUCAAACAAAACCAAAUUAAUAAUAAUGAAUAUUUUCUGGCAUUUUUCUCAGAUAAUGAGGCAAAUCGAUGAAUACGGUUGUGUUGGACCGGGUUCGAGCGGUGAUUCGAUUGCAGCUCAGAGAUGCAGAUGCUACACUUGUAGUGAAUUAAACCUACUAUUAACUUGUUUUCUUAUCUUUAUCUAAAUUAGUUAUGUUAACUAUAGAAACAUUUACACACUUCAGCUUUAAGAAUGAAUGUAAGCCAUUACGGGCACUGUUAUAAUGUGGAAUUUUAAACCUCCUCUUACCUACAAAACAAACAAGAACAUAUGAUGACUUGAAGACUUGUGACUUGAAAUGAUAUGUCAAGGAAAGAAACACCAGCUUUUGAGAUUUUUCUUUUAGAAAAUAAAAUGCACAGUAGUUGUACA